Maniola jurtina (meadow brown) is the source of this 696-nucleotide messenger RNA. RefSeq lists its product as uncharacterized. Gene Ontology annotation, molecular function: chitin binding. Gene Ontology annotation, cellular component: extracellular region. The transcript has 2 exons. Lineage: Eukaryota; Metazoa; Arthropoda; Insecta; Lepidoptera; Nymphalidae. The coding region runs from base 99 to 680 and encodes 193 amino acids. The record is from RefSeq and is a predicted model, not a curated record.
CUCGCGAGUGAUAUGAGAAACGUUAAGGUAAUAAAUAGAUACUUAAUUCAAAAAAAAGGUUCCCGAUUUAAAACAUUAAAGGUUUUUACUGCUUAAAAAUGUAUAAAAAUUAUAUAUUUUGUAUAAUCAUUCUCUUUUGUAGUUUUUAUGAAGGAACGAGUGAAGAAACGGUAUGUCGAACUCGAGGACGUUUACCAAACAAUCUGACUCCGGACUGCCGAGGAUACACUAUGUGCUUGAUGGGAGCAGGCGGUUACGCGAAAUUCGAUCUUCUUUGCCCUGAAAACUCUAUCUACAGUCAUUUAGAGAACCAAUGCACCAAUGUCACUAGUUACCAAUGCCUAUCUGACUACAACUGCACACAGGAAGGCAAUUUUGUAGACCCAUCAAGUGAAAACUGCACCUCCUACAUAGCUUGUGUGAAGGAUUUACGAGCUAUUACAACGGCAAGACUUAUUACCUGUCAAUCCAAUGAAGUUUUCAGCCCCAGGGAAUCUAUGUGCGUUAAUGAAACUUUAUAUAAUUGUAAUUUGAUUAAUGAACCUCCGAAAGUUCUUGAAGUGUCAGUCGAUCAGUUCCCCAGCAUCUCGGGAAACUUUUCUCUCAAAAGUAGCGCAUACGCAAAUACGCUGGGUUCAUUAUUGACUGUCUUCUUUGCUUUAUUGAUAGUUAUGAAAUAAAAUCUGUUUCACUUCA